Molecule: messenger RNA, 1344 nt
Organism: Venustampulla echinocandica
Lineage: Eukaryota; Fungi; Ascomycota; Leotiomycetes; Helotiales; Pleuroascaceae
Exons: 1
Coding region: 1-1344 (447 amino acids)
Source: RefSeq, a predicted model, not a curated record
AUGUCUGAACAUCUUACCUUUGGCAUCGAACUAGAAUUUGCCGUAGGCUAUCUCGCACCGUAUGAUAAGACUCCUGAGGAUCUAGGAAACCGAGAGGCCCGGCUUCCCUUUCUUUAUGACUAUAUCAACGAAUUCAAAUGGAGAGAUUCAUGUGAUUUUGAUAAUGUGCUUCGAGACGAUUGCAUAUGCUCUGACAGUGAAAUACCAACAGAUGGGGCUAUGGAGCACAUCGCGGAUACUCUGCGUGAGGCUAACUAUUCCGUCCAAGUUGCUGGCCCUUCAAGUGGUACGUCCCACGAUCUCAGCAAAUGGAUGGUGACAUUCGAUAGCUCGAUUCAUGGACCCGCGAAAGACUGUUCUCGGCCAGGCGAGAUGAUUGGGUCUGGUUACAGAUACUUUGGAAUUGAGCUGGUGUCUCCCGUUCUCAACUUUUCUUCAUCAUCCUUGCAAGCCGUUGCAAAUAUAUGCGAACUGUUGACGAGCAAAUAUGUCAUUAAUACCAAUGAUUCAACAGGCCUACACGUCCAUGUAGGGAAUGGAACGGAUGGUUUUAGCUUUAAUAACAUUCGGAAACUAGUAAGCUUUUUCUGGGCGUUCACGCCGCAAUUGAACACCCUACAUCCACCGGUAAGGCAGUCAAUGAACCAUACCGGGAACACUUGCUAUGGUUCAUUACGCGAAAAUUCUGAGUUUUCAUUAUGGUGUCGGACUGAGUGUACGACUAACCCGUCGAUACUCAAAAAGCUAACCAUACUCCUUGACUGCGUGGACCAAGCUACCCUUCUAAAAAGCAUAGAGAAUUUGUAUUCCGAGGACAGAGGGAUGGCAUAUAACUUCAUGGGAUUGGUAGAAGAAAACGGCAAGCCAACCAUUGAGUUUAGGCAGCACGAGGGGACAAUGGAUGCAGCUGCAGCGACCGCCUGGAUCGAGACUGCUGUCGGAAUAGUUAACUUCUGUCAAAAUGCUUCAGCAAUGUCUCUAAACGUGUUGCUAAAUAUUACCAUGUUCGAGUCCUGGGAGAGGCUUUUUGAUGGGAGGGAUGACGAACGAGAACGUGUGUAUGGCCCGCCGUUGGCUGAGGACGCAUUCACUGUUAUUGAUUUGCUGAAACAUAUCAACCUUCACGGUCCUGCCCAGUUCUACGAAGAACGGGGAUUAUAUGUGCAUAAAAAUCGAGUGACGUUCCGCGAUAUUUACGGAUGCGAUGAAGGCGAUCCGGAGACUGAAGAUACUGAUGACGGGUCUAGAUACGAGCCUAGCAGUGAUGAAACUGAAUCCGAGUGUCCUAUGGUUAUGUCUGAUGGUAGUGAGGAUGGAUCUGGGAGUAAUGAGGGCAGUGAAUAA